Molecule: messenger RNA, 1986 nt
Organism: Vespula vulgaris
Lineage: Eukaryota; Metazoa; Arthropoda; Insecta; Hymenoptera; Vespidae
Product: mini-chromosome maintenance complex-binding protein
Exons: 8
Coding region: 158-1909 (583 amino acids)
Biological process (GO): DNA-templated DNA replication
Molecular function (GO): chromatin binding
Source: RefSeq, a predicted model, not a curated record
AUGUGUCGCUGCGCGUCGACUUAUGUCGGUAAAUGGAAAAGACUCUAUGGCGAAAAUUUGUAGCAGUGUUUACAAGUCACAGACAUUAAUUUUUUGAAUGCAUUUCAAAUUGCUUUUUACAAAAAUAUCGAAUUAAGAUUAUAUUAGUUUCGAAAUAAUGUCUUUUAAUAUUAUUGAAUGGACACCCGAGCAUUUUGUUAAAAAUCAAUCAUCUUGUAAACAUAUAUUGGAAAAUUCUGGUGCAUUAAGAGAAAUCCCUUUGUUAAACAAUGCACCUUUACAUUGCUUUAAGGAUAAGCAACUUGUCAGGUUUCGUGGUAUGAUACAAGAUAUGUAUAAUCCUGAAUAUUAUUUUCAAAAAUAUGAGGUCAAAAAUAUACAGAAUGGAUACUGUGAUGUUAGAUUUGGAAUGUAUACUGAUUCAGUGUUAUCAUCGCCACAUGAAGAAAUCAUAUUUAAUUCAGAAAAAAAUAUCAGUUCUGAAAGACAGACAUGCAUUGUUAUUUCUAUACCAGGUUUAAACAAUUGGGCAAAACAUGAAGAUACAAAUAUUAAUAAUUUAAAUAGAGAUGUAAUAAAUAAUUACAAUACAAAUAAACGAAGUUUAGAAAAUAAUGAAGUUGAAGAAAUGGAUUGUUUGGAGCCAACUAGGAAGAAAGAAAAACUGUUAAUGGACGAGACAAAUGAAACAUUAAAUAAUGCUAAAAUAAAUAAAGAAAAUAAUGGUAUUUUAUCAAAGGAACAUAUUUUAAAUUUUCCAAUUCCAAUUGACAAUGGUAAAGCUUGUAUCGUAAAGAUUUAUGAUGAAACAAUACAUUUGAAGCUGAAUCAAGUUGUAGAUAUAAUAGGGUUUAUAUCACUUGAUCCAAUAUUAAGUGUUAUUAAUAACUCUGAAGAAAUGAUGGAAGAUGUUGAAAUGAACACACAUAAUCCACCAGUUUCUCUCGUACCAAGACUGCAUGCGAUACAAAUAACUGAGCUAACGAAACAUGAAAUAGAAAAUGCUCCAUUAAUUAUGUCAAAAGCACAGGCAAUAAGAGGACAUCUUCAUAUAAUUUUAAGUCAAUUGUUAUUUGGUGAUCAGUUGGCUGCCGAUUAUCUCAUCUGCCAUUUAUUGUCUUCUAUAUAUAUGAGAAAGGAUUAUCUUUGUCUUGGUACUUAUCCUUUAAACAUUACAAAUUUUUCUGUUACUAAGUGUAAGACAUUUCCUAAAAAGCUUUACGAUUUUUUAACACUAUUUGUAAAAAAGAGUCAUUUGUUGGAAGUUACAUUGGAAAAUUUAAAUGAUAUGGCUUUGAUACCAAAGAAAGAUUACGAGUGCAACAGAUUAACAAGUGGUAUACUUCAAUUAAGUGCUAAUACUCAUCUUGUAAUUGAUGAAACAGGAUUGACUAGUGGUCAAGUUUCACAGGCUGGAAGACAGAACUAUGAUGCUAUUAUGAAUUUAAUUACAUUUCAGAAAGUGCCAUACGAUUUUAAAUUUUAUACAGUGGAAUAUGAUACAGAUAUACCUGUUUUAAUUUUGUCAGAAGCAAAAUCUUUUAUACCAUGCCCGACCCAAGUUGUAUUAAAAGAAGAAUCAGAAAAUCUUUAUCUACAAGUAAUUGAAAUUGUUAAUCAAUAUUUGAAAGAUCAAAAUCGAUUGACUGAUAUUCGUCACUACCUUGAAGUUCUAAGACAUAUUGAAUUUGAAUUUAAUGAAGAUGUUACAAAUGUUAUCCAAGAUGAUUUCGUACAAAUGCGACAAACAAAUAGAAAUAUAACUGGAGAAAAUUUACAUUCUUUGAUAGUUUUAGCAAGACUGAUGUCUUUAUCUUACGGACAAAAUAGAUUAACCAUAGAUUGUUGGAAAAAAACAGUUGCGAUGGAAUUGGAAAGAAUUAACAGAUUACCGCAACGUAAUAAAUAAAUGGUAUAUUACAUAUAUUUGUAUAUUAUAAGUGAGAUAAUAUUUGUGCGUUAUUAUUAUAGACUUUUGAUAUAGCA